This is a messenger RNA of Colletotrichum paranaense, 1152 nucleotides long. RefSeq names its product transmembrane adaptor Erv26. Gene Ontology annotation, cellular component: endoplasmic reticulum membrane; COPII-coated ER to Golgi transport vesicle; Golgi membrane. The coding region runs from base 1 to 1152 and encodes 383 amino acids. The record is from RefSeq and is a predicted model, not a curated record. The transcript is spliced from 5 exons. Lineage: Eukaryota; Fungi; Ascomycota; Sordariomycetes; Glomerellales; Glomerellaceae. Gene Ontology annotation, molecular function: COPII receptor activity. Gene Ontology annotation, biological process: endoplasmic reticulum to Golgi vesicle-mediated transport.
AUGUGGAUUCUACCUUUGGUCGGCUACCUUGGCUCCAUCGUGGGCUUCUGCUUUCUGACCCUCGCCAUCGCUUCCGGUCUGUAUUACUUAUCGGAGCUUGUCGAGGAGCAUACCGUUUUUGCGAAGCGCCUUCUUACAAAGUUGAUUUACUCGGUUAUUGUUUUGCAGCUCUUGCUAUGCAUCGUCGACCGAUUUCCUUUCAAGUUGACCCUCAUGGGAGUUGUCUCCCAUGUCGUCUACCUCGGCAACAUGCGCCGAUUCCCUUUCGUUAGGCUGACUGACCCUCUGUUCCUGGCCUCUUGUGUUCUGGUCCUCGUCAACCACUACAUUUGGUUCCGCCACUUCUCUGCCGCGCAGCAAAGAUCGUACUCGAACAUGCACUCUUACUACGAUCAACCCGACGUCCCGAGCUUCACCGAGAUCGCCUCAUACUUUGGGCUCUGCGUUUGGCUCAUUCCCUUUGCUCUCUUCGUGAGCUUGUCCGCUAGCGACAACGUCCUGCCUACGAUGGGAAGCGAAGACCCCUUGCGGGACUCCUCUGGCAAGAGCAAGCGCCAAGGUUUCGUCAAGUCUAUCGUAGAUACAGUUCUUGGUGCGCUCGCGGAAGUCUUCAGAACAGUCGGAUGGGAGCGGAUCUACGGUAACUACGGUAUUAUCAACCCUGAAAAGGAGCGAGAGAAUAGAUACCUGGGAAUUUUCUCCAGCCAAAAGGCUCCCCUUGGCGUUGUGCUGCUUGUGCGGCUCUUUUGCACUAAAGGUCCGUCGAGUGAUUUUCCCCCCGCUCAAUCUCUCAUUGCAAUUCACACAACACAUAUCAUCUCAGUCGCAGCCAAGACGAACAAGCACCCAAGUCUUGCUCUCACAGCCGCCAAGAUGUCUUCCAACCAAGCUCAUUCCCCCUCUCAAUACACCGCCAUUCCCCGGCCCAGGCAAGCACAAUUCUCAAACGUCUUCACCUACAAUCAACCCAAUGAAUCCGACAGUCUCAACACCUGGCUGACUGCUCCUGCUUCAGCGGCGCCGUUCCACAACAUUGCCGCCUACCGAUUGUCGGCCUCGGCUUCCGCCGGCGGGGCGAACAUGCGGGGCCCCGCACCCGCUCCGAGUAGCAACGGCGCGACGUGGGGUAGCGGGCACGGCCGUCAGAACUGA